Stegostoma tigrinum is the source of this 5669-nucleotide messenger RNA. RefSeq lists its product as uncharacterized. Gene Ontology annotation, biological process: protein desumoylation. Gene Ontology annotation, molecular function: deSUMOylase activity. NCBI's taxonomy places the organism in Eukaryota, Metazoa, Chordata, Chondrichthyes, Orectolobiformes, Stegostomatidae. The record is from RefSeq and is a predicted model, not a curated record. The coding region runs from base 262 to 2706 and encodes 814 amino acids. Gene Ontology annotation, cellular component: nucleus. The transcript is spliced from 11 exons.
CAGAGGGAGCGCGUCUGCAGCGGCGGCGGGUGAUGGUGACGAGAGCGCGAGCUACAGAGAGAGAGAGAGAGAGCGCUCACCGCCUCCCGUCCUCCGCCAGAGCGGAGUGGGACCCCCCACCCCCAUCCACACCAACACCCAGGGCAUGGUAGCUAGGAAGUAUGCGAGAUAACGCCCAAGGAGGGAAACACAAGCAGCUGAUUGAUUCUCGAACAUCCCAUCCCAUUAUCCUCCAAGUAAGAGUGACUGCUCAGCAGGGAAAUGGAGUUCCAAGGUAGGAGGGAGAAGCCUCCAUCGAUGGAGGGCUGGUUCCAGGAACACAAGGGAUACGCAGCUUCAAAUUUGGUAGAGGGGAGGGUACAGAAGGAUGGAAGCCCCUCCUCGGCUAAUCACAGUACCUGCAACAACCUGUCAAAAAAGAGGAAAGCGGUCUUUGAAGAGUUGUCAGAAAAGGCAGUGACUGACUGGGGGCUGGCACCCGACUGGGAAAUGGCGGGGUGCAGCGUUCCCUUUCAGAAGGCCACGGAGUCUUGGGUUAGUUCUAAUCAGUCAGACAAUAAUUGUACCUUCUCCUCCAACAGUGUGGGCUGUGGUCUGUAUGCUGUGGCUGGAGGCGCAGACCAACAACGGACCCUGAUGAACAGGUGCAGGGUCUCACCAGCCACUAAAUCCUGCCGAGGAAUGAAGCGGAGGCGGUUUCGGAAGAGGUGGAAGUUGAUGCAGGCCUUCCAGAUGCUCCUGUAUCGCCGGAUUUCUCCGCUGACCUUCCACUGGAGGGUCUGGAACUUGUUCAGGAAGAGACGUGUGCCCCGCCUUCACGGGGCCAAGCACAGCCCAUCCAGUACUCAGCAGUUGGCGGGUGAGCCAUUGGAGAAUGCAAGGGAUUGGAAAGCCCAUCCAGAGUGUCUGGAGACAGGUGAGAUGUUCAGCUCCGGGGUGGUUCCUGACUUUGUGCCGGGAAUCCUGUGCUCAGAGAGUCACCGGGCCUCCCGUUCGCUGGAAGGCAGCAACAGCAAUGUGUGGAUGAAGUCUGGCAACAGAAGUCCCAAUGUGAGGCUGCAGGGUCUGCCCUCCAGCAAUUGUCAAUCCUGGCCCAAGGACUUCCGGCUCCCAAACCAAGGGAGCGCCAUGGAGAAUGCCACCAACUUGGCAGUGGCAGCAACAUCCGGUUCUUUCAGGGGCAGCGCUGCAGCUGACUUCUCAGAGAAGCCAAAGGAAGGUUUGGGCAUGUUGGCGCAGACCAACAGCCACGCGGUUUCCAGAGCUGGUCGGCCACUGGCUGGCAUGGACCAUGGAGAAAAUACUCACCAAGGAGCAACGUUGCUGGGAAAGCUGUCCCUGGACCGAGACCACCCCUUGUAUUCCCGAUAUGUGGCCCGGCCCAAGGAGGCAGUUCACGUUUGCCGAGACGAAGCCGCUGGGGACAUUUUGAGCCACAGCUCGAUUAAUCUCAGUGCUCAGGAGCAGGCGAGAGGCCAUCAGUCCAGCCGGACAAAGUCAGAGGAGACAGACCUCUCUGCUGGUCACUCAACAUUCGGUGGCAUUGGAGCUGAUCUUGCUCGUUCUGCCCUUUGGGAUAAUGUUGCAGAUAUGUUGGGAGUAAACGGUCACCCCCUGAGUGACCCGGAUGAAGUGCUCCCCUCGGACAGUGGCGUUGAAUGCCAGCGGGUGGUUGGAGAGGACGAUGGCAUCGUCAUCAGUCAUGUGUGCAGCAUUGGCUCACAGAUGGUGGAGCAGCUGUUUGGCAGCGAGGAUGACAGCAGAGAGGGCAGCUCGGCAAGUCUUAGCAAGCACAAGUGUGAGUCCGACAGCCAAGCAGGUGCCACUGGAGAAUCGGAGACAGACGGAGCUACCACGGGGCAGUGCAAGACCAGCGACCGAGCCAGUGCAAACCAUGUGUCAGCAAUGAGCAAUGAGCACAUAGCUUGCAUUCAUGGGCUCCUGGAUGAGUAUAUCCAAACCUAUGGCAGUUUGAUACCCCUGAACACUGAUGAUGUGAUUGAGAAGCUGCAGGGUGUUUUUGAAGAAGAUUUCUCAACUCCACACAGAAAGAACCUGAUUCAGCACGUGAUGCAGUCGUACCACCGAAUGAUUGGGAAUAAUGCUGUUCGAAAUUUUCGAGUCACAUACAAGAGGCAUGUGCUCACUAUGGAUGACCUCUCCACAUUGUAUGGCCAGAACUGGCUGAAUGACCAGGUUAUGAACAUGUAUGGAGAUCUCGUUAUGGACACAGUCCCUGAUAAGGUUCACUUCUUCAACAGCUUUUUUUACGACAAACUGAGAACCAAGGGGUACGAUGGCGUGAAGAGAUGGACUAAAAAUGUUGACAUCUUUAAUAAAGAUCUGCUCUUGAUUCCCAUUCACCUGGAGGUCCACUGGUCACUGAUCUCUGUUGACGUGCGUGAGAAGACAAUAACGUACUUUGACUCGCAGCGAACCCUGAACAGGAGGUGCCCCAAGCAUAUUGGGAAGUACCUCCAGGCGGAAGCCAUCAAGAAGAACCGCCAGGACUUCUACGAUGACUGGAAAGGAUAUUUCAAAAUGAAUGUUGCAAGGCAAAACAAUGACAGUGAUUGUGGAGCCUUUGUACUUCAGUUCUGUAAGUGUCUGGCUCUGGGACAACCGUUCAGCUUCACCCAGCAGGACAUGCCCAAGCUCCGGCGCCAGAUCUACAAGGAACUUUGCAACUGCAAGCUGACUGUGUGAAGAGCCUGCUCCCAGAAAUUGGCUGACACAAGCCUAACAUUGGGUGACCGACCAGAUAAAAUGCAUCCUUUUGUGAACAUUACAAAGAUGGCACAAGAAGGCUUGAUUCAACAAUUCCAGUCUUCAAAUGUGUUGAAACAUGAAACUGUUUUCUUUUUCCUUUUUUAAACAAGCAAACUUUUUUUUCUAUGCCAUAUUUUUUCAAUUAUUUAAGUGUUGUUCAAAUUUGAAAUUCUGGUUAACAAUGUUGUAUUAUUAAACCAGGAUCACAGGACUAAAAGGCAGCAAUGGAUUCACAUAAAGGCAUUGGAUAUUUAGCAUCUUUAAAGCUGUCCAUUAGCUGGCCUGUGAAUUAGGGGAGAAAGUGAUUAUGCAGGAUCGGUGACUCUCCAUGUGGACUGUCAGGUUUUAGUUCCGAGGCUUGCUUGUCACUUGGAACUAUUUUCUAGGAGCUCUCAGUCAGCAGCCUAAACCAAGUGGCUUGGUGCAGAGAAGUCUCUCAUUUUUGGAUGGCUAGGGGAGGGAACAUGGUGCUGCCUGUUUUGUAUGGCUACACUGACAUUAUUGCCCCUGAUAGUCAAAGAAAGGUUGUGGCCUACUGCUGUGUGGAGUGGCAUUAGGAGGAGAGUAGGCUGUCUUCAAUACCUGUGAAGCUUUUGAGUAUAAGAAGAGGUUGCGUCUAUUGAAAUUCAGUUAAAUUAACUUGAAAGUGAUGGUUAGUCACUGUCCAAAUCCACCAAAUCCUAUUAAAGACGUUGAUGUUAUGUUCUAUAUGAUGUCCUUUUCAGUUUGUAUGUUUAAAGAAAAAGCUGGGACUUAAUAUUGUGACCAAAAUGUGGAUUUGUAAAGCCUUUGGGUUUGUUUUUGAAUGGAGAAGUAAACUGCAGUAGCCUGACACCAUAAACCUCAUGUACCUCACUAAAUGCGUGUCUAGUAGCAAUGUGCAACAAUAUGAUGCUCCCAACACCCAUGGUAAAAAUCUGAUUGGUUAUGUCAUAACAACUGUAGUACUCUUGCCAAGCAUCCUUCUAAGUGUCCACACAGUUCAGUUUUACCAUUAUUAGUAAUUGUGUUUCUAUAUGAAGAAUAUAGGGCACUUAGUUGGGAUGGGGGUAGUGAGUUGCAACUUGAUGGAAUAUCGGUUUUACUUGAAAUCUUUGUUAUCAAAUGAAUUCAGCAUGAUAAGCAUUAAAUGGAUUACCUUCUGCCUGUACCUCUAUCUCUCAUUGCUUAGUAUGGGUCUAAAGAAUAAAAUACUGGAUAGCUUUUCAUCUUUUAUUUAAAGUGGGAACUCAGAAUGAUAUGGUGGCAUUUCAGCUAUGAUUGCACUCAUCCAUCUUUGUGGUAUGUGGUAAUGGAUAGCUGAAAGUUCCUUCCCAAAAUUAGUUUCUUUAAAUUUAAUUUAUGAAAUGUGUUUUAUGGUGCCUUCAUUGCCAAUCUGAACAUCAGUUCCUUGAGAUGUUUGGGCAUUGCUAGCACCUAUUCCUAUUGUCACUCCCAAAUGCAGAGCUACAGAGCAACAUUGCUCACUUUACGUUUUCAUCUCUCGGUCUCAAGUUCAAAUCCACAACAGACAAGAAUAUAAAGCACUUUAGUGGAGCAAAGCAGGUAUGAAUGACCAUGGGUUCUUACUAUAGAUUGCUACUUAAUCAACAGCCGUACUCAAACUGGAAAUGAAACUGUCAGUGGGGAUUACUGUUCUGUGUUUGGAUUGAAGGGACUUCUGUUGGGACAGGAUUGAGGGAACUUUGCUUGGUAUAAAUCCAUUUGUACCUAACUUGAGUUCUUGAUGUUGAUGAUAAUGAUGUUGGGAAAAUAUUCCACCCCUCAAUACUUCAUUGAAAUUUAAAAUUGUAGAAAGGCAGUGUCAGCUGUUCUUGGAAAGUGUUCAGUGCAUGUAUUUAACAUGCUGUGGUGUGAUUCCUUAUGUUUGUUUUGUGCAUUCACUGUACUAUCUGGCUGCUUCAUGAAUAUAAUGAAGGGUUUAAAAGGUACUUUUAAAGACACUGAGUUAAUCUUGAAACCUUUUUACAUCUAGAGAUGGAAAGGUGAAGGCUCAGUAAGUGAGAUGAUUCAAAGGCUUGAGAUUUUAUUUUGGGCUAAAUCUGCGAAAACUGAUACUGAUCUUACAUCCCUAAUACUCUAAAUGACAUUUUAUUAAUGACCUUAGUUUUUGAUUGGAGAAUUAAACAGCAGAUUCACUUGCCUAAUUAUAGGGGUUUUGGGGGACAAGUCUUAAUUCUCCUGCAUUUGCAAUCGCAAUCAUUUGUCACCUUAAUUUUCAUAACACAAGGAUUUCCUUAACUCCUGCAACUACAUGCAACAUAAUUCAGAUGUGAACAUGACAAUCCUAUAGCUGAGUAGAAGAAAGCAACAGUUGAAUUGUUGCAAACUUUUGAUCUGGUUUAUUUACCAUAUGUUUUGUUGGCGGGGGGCGCGGAGGCAAGCAGGAGUAUUCCUGGUUUGGAGUCAAGGUUUUAUGUUUAGGCAGUAAACACCAAUAUUGGCAUGGUUGGGCGGGGGGGGGGAUUGCCGUAAUCUACUUGGCCUCAGUCGAAUUGUUUCAUGUUAAUUGCCUCCAUGUAAUGUAGUGAGCAAUUAGUUUUGAAGCCAGUGGAAUUUUGUGUGUGAAACUGAUUUCUGUGUCAGCCUUCCUCCCCAUGCCUCUGUCUGGUAAGUUAAUUGCUGUUGUAUAGCACCCUAUCAUUUCACUAAAAAGUGUGAUCCUCAUAUGGUUAAAAAUAGAACAUGCAGAAGAAAAUCUAUAAACAGUCAAACCUCUCGCUGGAUUGUUGGGAGGUUACUGAUGGUUUGCAUGCUUCCACCUGCUCUUACAUUUCUAUCCUCCCUCGAACUCUGGUCACAUUUACAAACAUAAUAUUUUGGAGUUUCAAACUGAAACCUGGAUACAUUGCUGUGGCAACAAGGAAGGUGUAGAGCUGGAUGAACACAGCAGGCCAAGC